Messenger RNA from Mercenaria mercenaria, 1035 nucleotides. RefSeq lists its product as uncharacterized. NCBI's taxonomy places the organism in Eukaryota, Metazoa, Mollusca, Bivalvia, Venerida, Veneridae. Bases 1 to 1035 code for a protein of 344 amino acids. The record is from RefSeq and is a predicted model, not a curated record. Gene Ontology annotation, molecular function: nucleic acid binding; zinc ion binding. The transcript has a single exon.
AUGAAAUUACAAACAGCGUUCUUCGAACAACAAGAACGAGCAGAAGCGCAAAUGAAAAUGCAACAGAGCUUUUUUGACAAACAGCAUAGCCUGAAAGUUAAAAGUGAGAAUACAGUCAAGUUACCUAAGUUAGACAUGAUUUCCUUUAACGGAGAUAAACUCAAAUGGACUGAAUUCUGGGACUCAUUCUCCAGUGCUGUACAUGAAAACGACAAGCUGUCAUCAGUUGACAAGUUCAACUAUCUAAAGGGAAAGCUUUAUGGUGAAGCCCGAAGUGCUAUCGCUGGAUUGGUUAUGUCGAAUGAAAACUACGACAUUGCUAUCCAAAUUCUCAAGGAAAGAUUUGGAGAUCAGCAAGACAUUAUAGAUUUGCAUUAUAAGGGACUGGUGAAUGUUGCGUCCCCAAGGGAUACGACUGAAAGUUUGCGAUUUUUCUACGACAAAAUACAAAAACACUUGAGAAGUUUGGUGGUUAUGCAUGAGAAUUUGGAGCAACAAGUUUUCGUGUCAAUCAUUCGGAGCAAAUUGCCAAGUGAAGUUCUUAUGCAUCUUGAAAUACAGAAAGGCUCAGACAACAAGUGGACAUUAACUAAGCUUUGUGAAUUGCUCCGACAGUAUAUUGUGUCAAAAGAAAAGUCGGACAAACCCAAACCAGUCAACGCUAAUUUUAUACCUAGUCGAAGAGUGAGACCACAAUUUCAGAAAUCAACAAAUACCUUUAAAGGCUUCAGGGGACCCCAAACAGCAAAUACCACUGCUGGAGCUUUGACUGCAUAUGAAAAGAAAGAAUCUACUUCUCCCCAACAACAUCAGAAGAAAACCUGUAGAUUCUGUAGUAAGAAUUAUUGGAGUGACGAAUGUCCACGGUACAAGACAAUCGACGAAAGAAAAGCAAAAAUCAAGGGAUGUUGCUACAAAUGCUUAAAAGAAGGACACAUGUCUCCUGACUGUAAAAGCAAACGAAUGUGUGUCCAUUGCAAUAAAUCAGAUGUACAUCACAGAAGUUUGUGCCCAGUGAAAUUUAGAAAGGCAUAA